Molecule: messenger RNA, 2152 nt
Organism: Petromyzon marinus (sea lamprey)
Lineage: Eukaryota; Metazoa; Chordata; Hyperoartia; Petromyzontiformes; Petromyzontidae
Gene: RTRAF
Product: RNA transcription, translation and transport factor
Source: RefSeq, a predicted model, not a curated record
CGUCACGUGGUACGGUGGCAAAAUUGCCGCGGUCCCCUUCGUCGGUGGGCCGCAUCCACCACCACCCACCACCACCACCCACCCACGUGGCGCGGUUGGACUCCAGUCGCCGGUCUCGGUCUCGACAUGUUCCGCAGGAAACUCUCGGCGCUCGAGUACCACGACCCGGCCAGCUUCAACCACAACGAUGAAACCGAGUAUAGAAAUUUCAUCGUGUGGCUGGAAGAUCAAAAGAUCCGACACUACAAGAUCGAAGACCGAGGCAAUCUGAGGAACAUCCACAGCACUGAGUGGCCAGGCUAUUUUGAAAAGUACUUGGCUGACGUCUGCUGCCCGUUCACUGCAAAGGAGAGAGCCGAGGUGACGGACUGGCUCCUUGGGCUCGGGGUGCGGCUGGAAUAUGGGGACAAUGUUGAGAAGUACAACAAGAUUUCGGCAGACAGUCUAAAGUCAUCCGGAGGAAAUUCCAAACCUUCAGACCACCUCACCAAUCUCGAUGUGAGCAACCAAGACGUGAAGGCGGGGGUGUCUGCGCUGGCCAACCUGCUCCAGAUUCCCCGACAUGACGACUACCUUGUCAUGCUCAAGGCCGUUCACAUCCUGGUGCAGCAGCGUCUCUCCACGGAAGCCAUCGCCAAGGCGAACGAGAGCAAAGCGGGCAUCCCGAUCGCUCUGGAUCAAAACAUUCUUGGCUUCGACACCGGAGACGCCACCGUGAACGAGGCGGCGCGCAUCCUGCGGCUGCUGCACAUCGAAGAGCUCCGAGAGCUGCAGACCAAGAUCAACGAGGCCAUUGUGGCCGUGCAGGCCAUCACAGCCGACCCUAAAACCGACCAGCGGCUCGGCAAAGUUGGGCGCUAAUCCUGCCGCGUUCUCGCGGCACGUUGAACGUGCACCGGUACCGGGACUUUUCCCGUGCUGUGGUUGUUCCCACGAUUGUAUGAUUGGCCGCCGUAAAUUAACUGUGCUGAUGGUGGGGGGGGGUGCCCUGUUGCUAUCGAGUAAAUCACCUGCUGUAAAAUAUUUCCGAUUCGUUUCUGAAAUCCUGUUCGCCUGUUCACACGUGUGAGUGCAGCCACCAUGCGCUUGAAGUUUCCCAAGCUGCUCUUCGUUGAUUAAUAUGGCACUGCAUAGCUGCAGCGCCAGACCUGCAUAACUGCAGCACCGGCUCCCAUAAUGCACCGCGUUAUGUGACCUGGAUGUGUAGUGCCGUGUUCCCUACCACGUAUUUAAGGGUACAGCAGUCAUAAGUGGCAAGGUAUUGCUUAAGCAUUACUCCUAAAAGUUGAGUGACCAUCAAUUUCAAUUUUUUUUUCCAUGAGCAAAGAUUUGAACGUGUUAUGUAAAGUCUUAAAACAUCAUGGGUAUGCAGCUACAAAACGAGGACUGCGUCCUUAGCUCAGCAUUGUCUACCAUACAUAAAUUACAUUUUGGUUUAACGUAAUACCACUGCAUCUCAAGGUUGUACGAGAUCAAUAUGACAUACACAGUUAACAGGACAUGCCAGUGGGGGGAGAAAGUUCCAUAUAGGGGUAGCAGUGGAGAAGGAGCAACCUCCCACUGAUAAGGAUUUCGUAUGGCCAAUGAAGAGCACCUUUUAAGUAAUUUUCCAAUUUAGUUGCUUUAGUACAAUUGAUACAUUCAAAUAUAUUAAACUUUCCCAUAAACCAAAGGCGAGGAUGGGAAGGGAGGAGACGAGGCCUCGUGGUUCGUGGGGACACAAUUGGGUCCAGCACGAUUUAGUCCCAACCCGGUCGUGGUUCCAGCUCACGUUUAACUCAGCCGUGAUGUGCGCAGCGAUACUUUUACCAGGUGGAACGGCUGCGUAAACACAAACGCGCAACUGUGCACUUCGUCUGAAGGUUGUCCAGAUGAAUUGUAACAUUCGGUUAAUGCUUUCAAAAAACCAUACGAGUGUUGUAAAAAAAAAACUAAACUUAGAUUAAGUCCCACGUGAAGUUGUUUUUUUUUCCUAGUUAAAGUCUAUUGAAGUUCAAAUGCAUACGAGCACCAAUUCAACACGAGACAAGUUCCCAUCUUAACGUAUACAAGAGUGAGCUGUGCAAAAAUGAGAUGCUGUGUUGCACAGUUUGCCUUGAAGAAUACUGUUGUAUAAAGAUUAAAUAAGGAAUAAAAACUACUGGAGCAUUAA